CAAGGCUCAUUUGACACUACAACAAUGGUGUCUGUAAAAUCAAAUACAAAAUUUUUCAAAGCUGUGAAAGAAGAAGGGUUCUCAGGACAGCAUUUAAGUAUGCCUGUGGGAGCAUUUGGUGGAAUUAAUGUCAACCAUAUGCCUCUGAACCAAAUUCCUUUCAGACUGACCCAGCACCCUCAUGUUCCGUUCACAAUCUCAGCCAGUGAGAGUGCCCUCUACCAUGAGUUCAAUACAAAGGAACGUGAAAGGAUGAAAAAGGAGAAGAUCGAAAAAGGGCUUCGUGAAACACAGAAAAGAGUUAAUAAUAAAGUUUUCCAACAGAAAGAAACCAAGGCUUAUAAGCUUGGCCUUUUAGAGAAGAAGAUUAGAGACAUUCUCAAGAAGGCAGUCAAAUUCUCACUCGAAACCAACAUGCUUGAAAGAUCCAGUCUUGAUAAUACUAGGAAAACUGAGUCAGAUAAGAAAAGUGAAGGAGUCAAAGACGAGAGUCAUAAAAUUUUCUAUUUCAAUAAUUCCACACCAGAGCCAGCAAGAGAUACAGACGUAGAUUUUUCAGAGCUCAAAGGAGCAUUGAAAGAUAGACAAAAGAAGGCACAAAUUGUCAAGAUUUUGGAUAAAAUUAUUGAGGAAAGAGAGAAAAGUGCUCCAAAAGAGGAAGUCAAGAGUAUUGCCACUCCUGAUUUUAACUACAAUAUGCUGCAGAGACAGGCAACUCUCUAUGGAAUCCCUCCAAGAGAUUUUGAAGCAUACAUUCCUCUGCUGACAGCUCUGCAUUUAGAGAAUUACGAUAGGAACGAGUUUGAUAAGUUCAAUAUGAUUGAGAGUCUCAAGGUUCUCAGAAAAUUCGGCCAAGACAAGCUUGAAAGAAUCCUGACAUAUGGACUUGUAAAUGAAGUUAUGAAAGUAGAAGAACGCAAAGCGAUCAGAAGACACAACAAAGAAAAGGAAGAAAUAGAGCGUGAAGAAAGAAGGAUCAAAGAGGCUCAAGAGAAAAUCCAAGCCAAAUUCCUAAGAUCAUUUAGUCCAUUUGUCAGAAUUGAAAACUGAGAUUCCCACGCUGAUAGGAAGGAGGAGACUAAGGAAGAGGAAUAUGAGCCUCCUCACGAUCAAUCAGGAGUUGAAGAGAACACUCAGAAUGAGACUAAUAAUCCUAUCAAGAAAUGGGAUUCUGCUACAAUCGGGAAGGGAAUCAAAAUGUCAACAACAAGCAAAUAAGGUCCAAUUUACUGAUCCAAAUGAGAAAGUAGAAAAACCUCCUGCUCAAGAGAGCAGAUAUGCUACUUUCAAACCCCUCGCAGCUACUCAAGAUAACUUUGAUGAUGAGGAGAUGCUAGAUAUUCCUCUUGAAGAUGCUCUAGCUAAAAUAGAGAAGUAUCAGGGCUAUAUUGACAAAAUAAACGAAUCUAAGAGAAAAGUCUACAGAGAUCCUAAUAUGACUGAAGUUUCUAAGAAACUGAGAUGAAAGCCAUAUAAUGCCAAAAUCAAGGGAUAUAGGAACGAGAUGAAGCCAUAUUUAAGAGUCAGGGCUAAACACCUUGGAAUCUUGGAUAAAAUCCCAAUGAACAGUGCUCUAUACCCAGUAGCUGUUAACUGCCAGUUUGCUAAAAGAUGCAAAGAGGCAACAGAUAAGAUUAUUGAAGAAGAAAGAGAUGAAGUCGAUAAAUUUUUACAAGAAUCAUAA
Messenger RNA from Moneuplotes crassus, 1684 nucleotides. The record is from the annotation of a GenBank genome assembly. Lineage: Eukaryota; Ciliophora; Spirotrichea; Euplotida; Euplotidae.